UGUUGAUUGUGAUUCAAAUUGUUUAUCCAAAAAAUCAAUUUGAUAUUUUACUCUAAAAGAUCAACAAAUUGGUCAAAUGUUUCACAUUGAAAAACUACCUGAUGAUUGUUUAUCCUCCAUUUUUGAAUCUAUUACAAAUCUAGAUGAUUUAAUUGUUUGUUCAAAAGUUUGUCAACGCUGGAGGUUCCUGAUUGUUCAGAGAUUGAAUAAGGUGAAAUAUUUAAGUGACGACAGUAGUAUUGGCUGUUUCAAGAAUUCAAUUUACUUCAAUAAACUUGAUUCACUGAGUCAAAGUCAAUUGUUAGGACUAUUACCCAGAUUUAAGAUUCUUGACAUUCGUCCCACAAACGAAACUAAAUUUAAAUCGAUUGACAUAUUCAAAGUAAUUGAAGGCAUUAAAUCAGUGAAAGGAUUAAUAUAUGAACCAUGUUGGGAUAAAUUCCAUGUUCGAUAUCAAGUACUGACCAUGAAUCUCGAGAUGAUUGCUACCAAUCUAUUUGAGCCUUCGUUUAUUGAUUGUAAUCAGAAUCAAUUAAAAUUGAAGCAACUUUAUUUCGCUGAUUGUUUCCAGAAUCAUUUCGAGGAGAUUGCAAAUUCUGGUUAUUUGAAAAAUCUCCAAAGACUUCAUAUUGGAAGUCGCAAUUUUUCAAUUAGUUCAUAUGAUGGACCAGUAUUGGAGAGUAUAAAAAUUUUGGAGGCUUGUUUAUAUUCAUAUGAUGCCACUAAUCCUUAUCCUGGAUUUCAUUUCAUGGAUUUAUGUCCAUCCGUUGAAAGUGCUCAUCAUUUAAUCAAGCCGAAAAAACUAUCGAUCAACCAAACAAUCAAAAAUAAUUCACUGAGAAAUUUAGUUCUGGAUCAUCCGGAAAAUUAUGUAUCAGAUAAUUGGACUGAUUUGCGAAACUUGUUAAUCAAGUAUCCGAAAUUGAAAAAUCUCGCAAUUAGAGGCGAUUAUGGGCUUGAUGAUUCUAAUUUGACGGAAUUACUUGACCUUAUACCCGAAAUUGUUAUUCUUGAUCUUCGCCAGUCAACCAGAUUAUCGGAAAAAUCGAAAGAUAUUGUUAAUCGAUAUUGUCAAAGGAAGAAUAGAGAAAUUUGGUUCUACAAUAGGCCCGAUCAACGUAUCGAACACGAUUGGCCUGAACUUGCAUCUCAAACUAAUCAACGAAUCUGUCAAGGGUUCGAUUUCAUGAGAAAUUGUUUUCUCAAAACAUUUCAACAACUUCCUUAUCUUAUUGAUCCAAUCGAAGAUGAUUAAUUGUUGUAUUAAAACAAAACGAAAUGUUGAUUA
Panonychus citri (citrus red mite) is the source of this 1288-nucleotide messenger RNA. RefSeq lists its product as uncharacterized. The record is from RefSeq and is a predicted model, not a curated record. The coding region runs from base 77 to 1255 and encodes 392 amino acids. The transcript has 6 exons. Gene Ontology annotation, molecular function: protein binding. NCBI's taxonomy places the organism in Eukaryota, Metazoa, Arthropoda, Arachnida, Trombidiformes, Tetranychidae.